AUGGCUUCCACGCUCCCCAUCCUCUGUCUGCUAGUUCUCGUCCUUGUCCAGUUCCAGUCCACACAUUCAGUCAUCAUUCCAGAGCACAAGAACUCCAUUGUCGAGCACAAGCCUCAUCCUUCUCCUUCCACAUCGAACUCGCAUGGCACCUACAUCGUCCAAACCAACCACCUGGCCAAGCCAUCAGAGUUCGCCACCCUCGAUCACUGGUACACGUCCAUGGUGGACAGAAGCUCCAGCCGCAUCCUCUACACCUACGGCACUGUGAUGCACGGUUUCGCCGUCCGCCUCACCGAGGGCGAGGCCCGGCGCAUGUCGGCCGUCCCCGGCGUGACCCGUGUGUACAAGGACAGGAUGUACCAAAUCCAGACCACGAGGUCGCCCUGGUUCAUGGGCCUCCACGACGACUUCGGCGCGUGGCCAGACUCGGAGUUCGGCGACGGCAUCAUCAUCGGCAUCAUCGACACCGGCAUCUGGCCGGAGCGCGCCAGCUUCAGCGACACCGGCCUCGGCCCUGUCCGUCCCACCUGGAGGGGCAAGUGCGAGGACGCCGAGGGGUUCAAUGCCACCUUACUCUGCAACAACAAGCUGGUCGGCGCCAAGUGCUUCACCGGCAACCUACCGGUCCCGGAGUACAACGACCCGAGCCCGAGGGACUUCAUGGGGCAUGGAUCGCACGUGGCCUCGACGGCUGCCGGCGCCGAGGUUCCCUGGGCCGACCUGUACGGCUUCUCGGGCGGGAGGGCGAGCGGCGUGGCGCGCAAUGCGAGGAUCGCCAUGUACAAGGCGUGUGUCCCACUCCCAGGGGGGUGCCCUGGCUCGGCGACCAUCAAGGCGAUCGACGCCGCUGUGAGCGACGGCGUGGACCUCAUAUCCAUCUCCAUCGGGGUCGAGCCGGGCACGCCCUUCUACGAUGACCCCAUCGCCGUCGCUACCUUCGGCGCCGAGCGCAGGGGCGUGUUGGUCGUCGUCGCCGGUGGCAACGACGGCCCCGAGGCGUCUUCCGUGUCCAACGCCGCGCCGUGGGUGACCACCGUCGGUGCCGCCACCACGGACCGGGUGUUCCCGGCCAAGCUCAUGCUCGGCAACGGCGUGGCGCUGACGGGCCAGUCCCUGUACACCGAGAAGUCCAAGGGCACGAGCAUGGUCGGGCUCGUGUACAGCUCCUGCAUCGAGAAUGACCUGACGCCCGACAAGGUGACGGGCAAGGUGGUGGUGUGCGCGUGGAUGGAAGGAGACGAGACCGGCUUUUACGUGGAGAGAGCCGGCGGAGCCGGGAUGGUGUCCGCGAUGGGCAUGGAACGGCUCCAUGACGCCGUCAAUGCUCCGGCGUUCACGCUCCCCGGCGUCAUGAUCAGCGACACCGCGGCCAAUAAGCUGGACGCCUACAUGUCAUCGUCGCCGUACCCGGUGGUGUCGUUCGCCUUCGCCUGCGAGACCGUGACCGGCGAGAACCGGGCGCCUAUGGUGGCGGGGUUCUCGUCGCGAGGCCCCAGCGUGGUGGCCCCGGAGAUCCUGAAGCCGGACGUGGUCGCGCCGGGCGUGAACAUCCUGGCCGCAUGGUCGGGGGCCGUGCCGCCGUCGGGCUCCAAGAAGAUUAUUGACCCGCGGCGCGUCGAGUACAACAUCCUCUCCGGGACGUCCAUGGCCACUCCGCACGUCGCCGGCGCCGCGGCGCUGAUCAAGAAAGUGCACGGCGACUGGACGCCGGCCAUGGUGCGGUCGGCGCUGGUGACGACCGCCGGCCCACUGGACAAGAACGGCAGGGAGAUGUUCGACAGCGGCACCUUGAUGGACGCGACGCCGCUGGCUGCCGGGGCGGGGCUCGUCCUCCCGAGGCUCGCCAUGGACCCGGGCAUGGUGUACGACGCCGGUAUGCAGGAGUAUGUGGACUUCCUCUGCACCCUCAACUACACGGCGGAGCAGAUGCGGCAGUUCGUGCCGGAGAUGAGUUCAGCAGCUGGGUGCGGCGCACGGACGAUCGCGGGCGGCAUGGCCAACCUCAACUACCCGUCGUUCGUGGUGGUGUUCGACAGGAGCAACGGCGGCGGCGUCCGCAGGCUGACAAGGACGGUGACCAAGGUGUCGGCGCAGCCGGAGACGUACAACGUGACGUUCGCGGCGCCGGGGGGCGUGAAGGUGACCGUGACGCCGGAGACGCUGGAGUUCAAGAGGGAGAACGAGAAGCGAACCUACACGGUGGAGUUUAGCCUCCAGUCGCAAGGAAUGGUGAGGCCGGCCGGAACAUGGGACUUCGGCCACAUUUCGUGGGAGAACAGGAAGCACCGGGUGAGGAGCCCCGUUGCCUUCAACUGGAAGAUCUGA
Messenger RNA from Lolium rigidum, 2325 nucleotides. RefSeq names its product subtilisin-like protease SBT1.7. Bases 1 to 2325 code for a protein of 774 amino acids. Gene Ontology annotation, biological process: proteolysis. The transcript has a single exon. Gene Ontology annotation, molecular function: serine-type endopeptidase activity. The record is from RefSeq and is a predicted model, not a curated record. Lineage: Eukaryota; Viridiplantae; Streptophyta; Magnoliopsida; Poales; Poaceae.